UAAAGGAGCUGGUGCCCGUCCAGGGAGAUGGUCCUGGGAGGCGUACAGAGGACAUGGCUCUGCUGCAAGAUGAGCUGCAGCGUUUCCCUUCGAGGCACACAGCAAAUCCAGCUCCUGCCUGCUCUGCCACCAGCUGCUUGGGGCCGGUGAUGGGAGGGGGAUGCACUCAUCCCGGAUCUGCCUCUUUUAGCAUCCUUCCCACUGCUGAAGGUACAAGUCUCAAGGUGGAGCCAGAAAUAGCGCGCGCUGCAUCGGGGCUGGCAGGCUGCAGGGUUUGGCAGGGGGACAGGCACCGACUGCAGCAGUGGGAACUUUCCAGCAGCUCUUGCAGGAGCAGCCGGUGCAGGGAUGGAGAUGUUUUGGGACAGACUCAGCCCGAGGACUGUGGCUCAGCCCCCUCCCCAGGACAAAGGCAUGGGGUCUCUGGCAAGCAAAUGCACCCUCAGCCUCUGCCUGAGUGAGCCGUGGGGAGCAGGGAUCACCCACAGCCCCAGCUGCACAGCGGGCUCAGGGCUUCACCCAGGAGGUUUCUCAUCCUCCAAGGGGUUCCUGAAUCCCAGCUGUGCUCUGCUGGGGCUGUUACCCAGCCCUGACCUUCUGCUGAGCUCUCUGCAGGUGCUGGCACAGCCCGGGACUCACCGCGAGGCCCUGGCCAAGGCCAGCAAGCUGAGCUCAUUCCUCACACCUGAUGAUUUGCUCAAAAAUACUUCUGAGGUCAGGCCUGCUCUGGGAACACACUGAGAGCCCACGAGGAGCUGCUGAGGCUGCAGCCACCACACACCCCGGUCCUCAGCUGAAAAGUCACCCCGAUGACUAGUGCUGGCGUCAGAGGGAUCCAGGCCAAAGAGCUGCCGUUUGAUCUCCUCCUUUGCUGGGGGAGGCCCAAUUUCAGGCCUUCGCAGGGUUUCCACCACUUCCCGGCUGUGGUUUCCUGCCCUGAUGUGAGCACAGGCAUUGCUGGGAGGUGAGUCACAGGCUGCAAUAAGAUCCACCUGGCUGCGUGCCGGAGGCUCCCUGGGCCUGAGGCAGCAUCCCUGGGCUGAGUUACUGAGGGGGUUCACAGUGUCCUGCUGCAGCCCCCUCCUCUUUUCUGGCUGAGAAGGAGAGGAAUUUGCUGCCAUGGUUCCCACAGCUCCCCUUGGCUUGCUGGGCUGGGAUCAGCGUGCUCUGGCCACCCCACCGGGCCUCCAGAGAGGAACUGGGGAAUGGAGAAAGGGCAACACUGGCUCCAGCUCUGCAGGGAGCUGCCUGCAGUGGCUGUCCCGUCCUGGUGCUGUGCCAGCCCCACUCACAAACCCCCACCAAAGCAGCCUGAAUGCACAGGGUGGCACCAAGGCCCUGGUUUUCUCCAGAGAGCAAUGCAGGGUUUGGCAGAGCUGAGAAAUGUUCCUCUCCAGUCACUGAAAUUCAACCUUCAAAGCUGGCUCCUGGUGUAAAGGAACCCCCCAGGCUUUCCUUGCUGCGCUUUACCAUUUUUUUACCCCUUAAAAGUGCAGAAUCUCCCUGAUGUCCCCAUCCCCAGCACUGCUGAAACCCCUCUGCUCAGCAAAUAACUGCAUCCUGGCCAGCCAGUGGGCCUGAGCCUGGAUAAGCCUUUUCAAAGGAGUUAAACCUGUUUAAAGCCUGACCCGCCCUCCUGAUCCUGCCAGGCUGAUAAUGAAAUGAUGAAGAGCUGCCAGGCUGCUCUCCCCGGGCUGUGGGGGAGGUUUCUGCCUCCUCUGUACAAGCCAGGAGCUGGGAUAUUAAUUACUCCCUAAGUAAACAGAAUCCCUUCUUUCUUCUCCUUUGCCUGGUUGUAAAAGCAGGUGUGACUGUCGGCCUGCAGAGAAAUCCCAGUCACUUCUUUAUCCAGGAGAAAGGUUGGUUGGUGCAGUGAUAACAGGCAGGAUAGAGCUCAGCCCUACCUGGGCUCCUGGGGCUCUGGUCCCAGCCCCACAGCUCUGCCAGACAGCCCUGCUGGGGCUCUCCCCACAGGGAUGAAGGUGAUGGCACUGAGGGAGAACCUCAAAAACACAAAAGCAAGGUGGUUCUGGGGCAGGAUGUGUGGUUGAGCCCCUCUGAGGGGUGCAGGGAGGUGCUGCUGCUGGGGUCUGCUGUGCUGGUGGGUACCCUGCAGUGCAAUAGGCUUGUGGCAUCUCAGCCUCGGGAGCUGAGAAAGGGAGGGGAGGUGACAAGGGCUGGAUCCAUCCCCUGCGGCUGGGGCGGCUCUGAGCAGCAGGAGUAAAGGGUGGUGCUGCAGGACCCAGAGGGAAAGCAGGGGCUGAGGACACUCAGAGAGGCCACACCAGAGGCUGGUGUGCUGAGCUGGCUCCAUGUGGGAAGGGGUUAAGCAGCCCUUCCUUCUCCUGCACACCCCAAGGAGGCAAGGGCUUCAAAAGAGGAGGGGAACAGCAAGUACCUUCUUCCAGAGCCAGAGAAGAAGCUGGGAAGGGUCUGGGCACCCUGCAGAGGUGCUGGGUCUGUGUCCUUCCCUCACUUGAGGCACUUUUCCCCUGCCUGGCUGCUGCUCUGGGGUUUGUCCCAUGGCCACGAGUGCCCAUGAGGGGGUUCCUGGGCCACCUGGCAAAGAGGUGCUGAAGGUUCAUCCCAUGCUGCAGGGUUAUUGCCAGCUUGAGGGUACAAUUAGCAUCACUUUUUGGUUUUGGAGUGAAUCCAGACAGAUGAUGCUGUUAGCUCUCCCCUCACCUUACAGCAAGGAUCUGUGAGUGGGGCUAGAAAAGCCCCUGCUGUGACAAGGCAGGGAGAAAGGACCUGUGGGGGACAUGGGGGCCUUGGAGAGGCACCUGCGCUCAGCAGGGACCACACAUGGCUUUGGUGGCAGCAAACUGCAAAUGUCUGGGAGAGCUGUCUGCUGCUACACUGGGUCUGCUCCCACAGCAAAGAGGGUAAUGGGUCUGCUGGGGAUGGCACGGGUUGCCCUCACAGACUUCUCUGGAGGUUUUCAAAACCCAUCUGGACACGUUCCUGUGCCCCCUGAUGGAGGGGAACCUGCUUUAUCAGGGGUUUUGGCUGGAUGAUCUUUAGAGGCCCUUACCAACCCCCACUAUUCUGGGAUUCUGUGACUUUCCUGGCUUGUACAAUCAGGUAAGUCACCGUGGAGUUGUCUGGAGCCAUCAUGAAGGGAGAUGUUGGGUAGGAUCCCAGGCAUGCUGCAGGGAGACAAAGCUUGCCUCUUGGUGCUCAGGAAGUGCAGCAGGAGCACAUGGAGAGGACACUCAUGUGUUUGCACCUCGUUUGCACUGAGGAUGCUGUAUCUUAACGAAGGCUGGAGAGCGAGAGCUUUUAAUGCAGCGCUCAGUGGAGGGGACUGGUGGCCGUGCUGGGGAUGAAAUCGAUGCCGUUUGCCUUCCCCGCGAUAGCAAGUGUGGUCCUUGGGCUGGAAAGGUCAGCGCAGGGCUCUCCAGACGGGCUGGGGACACAGCUCUUGUGCUCAGACGAGCCAGCGCCAUCCCCUGCGGGGAGGCCGAGACCUGGCCCCGGCCACGGAGCGCGGCCAGAGCGCCGCCGCCGCCAUGUUGGACGCGGGCAGGGAAGCCGCCGCAUUGAGGUCGCGCUUCGCACCGCCGGGCAGCAAGCGGGGAGGCGGCCGCGCCGUCAGCCGCAGCCGGGAAGCGGGCGGUGCGGCCCCACUGACGAGGGAGAGCUUGCGGCCUUCUCACGCCUCCUCCUCAGCUCCACGGGGGUUGCAUGACUCUUUGGCGAUGAACGCAGCCAGAAGUGGCUACCGGGUCUUCUCGGCCAACUCCACGGCAGCCUGCACCGAGCUGGCGAAGAGGAUCACGGAGCGUCUCGGUGCUGAGCUGGGGAAAUCUGUGGUGUACCAGGAAACCAAUGGAGAAACAAGAGUUGAGAUAAAAGAAUCUGUCCGGGGCCAGGACAUCUUCAUUAUCCAGACAAUCCCCAGAGAUGUGAACACUGCUGUCAUGGAGCUGCUGAUAAUGGCGUAUGCACUGAAGACUUCCUGUGCCAGGAACAUCAUUGGGGUCAUCCCCUACUUCCCCUACAGCAAACAGAGCAAAAUGAGGAAGAGAGGCUCUAUAGUCUGCAAGCUGCUGGCAUCGAUGCUCGCCAAGGCAGGUUUAACACACAUUAUCACCAUGGACCUUCAUCAAAAGGAAAUUCAAGGCUUCUUCAGCUUCCCAGUAGACAACCUGAGAGCAUCUCCUUUCUUGCUUCAGUAUAUACAGGAAGAAAUUCCAGAUUACAGGAACGCAGUUAUUGUAGCCAAGUCUCCUGAUGCAGCUAAAAGGGCUCAGUCUUACGCCGAGAGGCUGCGGCUGGGGCUGGCGGUGAUCCACGGGGAGGCGCAGUGCACAGAGCAGGACAUGGACGACGGGCGGCACUCCCCUCCGAUGGUCAAAAACGCAACCGUGCACCCUGGGCUGGAGCUGCCCUUGAUGAUGGCCAAGGAGAAACCACCAAUAACUGUGGUUGGAGAUGUUGGAGGAAGAAUUGCCAUCAUUGUGGAUGACAUCAUUGAUGAUGUGGAGAGCUUUGUAGCUGCUGCAGAGAUCCUGAAAGAGCGUGGAGCCUACAAGAUUUUUGUGAUGGCCACUCACGGGCUGCUGUCAGCGGAUGCGCCGCGGCUCAUCGAGGAGUCAUCCAUCGAUGAGGUGGUGGUGACCAACACCGUUCCUCACGAGGUGCAGAAGCUGCAGUGCCCCAAGAUAAAGACUGUGGACAUCAGUUUGAUUCUCUCUGAAGCCAUCAGACGGAUCCACAACGGCGAGUCCAUGGCCUAUCUCUUCCGUAACAUCACUGUGGAUGACUAGACCUGGUGCUGCCCCCGUCCUGCUGCCACAGAAGGGAAUGUGCAUGAAAAGGCAAUACCAUAAAUUAUAGGCAUAACACAACUGUUUGUUCUUCUAGGAGUGUGAAGGUUUUUCAGGGUCUUGAGCCAUGAGACAGAAAACAAAUCACCCUGAGCAGCACUUUACAGACGAGGCCACUGGCAGUGGGGAGGGGGGGCAUCUUCACUGAGAGAGAAAUGAGGUGCUGGUGUGUUUUAAAGUUCCUUUGGGUUUAUUUUUCCCUAGUGUUAUCUCUUGCCCUAGAGCUGGGGAAGGAAAAGCAAAAACAGGAGUAGCUGACAGUUUAUGAGAAGGAGAUAGAGCCUGUGUGAGGGCAGCAAGAGGAGAUGGCCUUGGGGUUUCUCAUCCCGACCGUGCUUCGCCUGAGGGUGCAGAAGGGAUCAGGCAGCCCAGGACAAGUCAGGCCUCUGGCUGCUGAGGGCAUGGCUGGGCAUGAGCAGCUCCUUGCCAAGGGAGUGGCCUCUCCUCUCUCUCACAGCAUCAAAUCUUCCCUCAGCCCUCAGCAGAACAGCAGAAAGAGCAGCUCAGGGCAAGCCCUUUGCAGGGCUCUGGCAUCCCAGUGCCAGGGCCUCAGGAACAAGCUCAUGUGUGUGUCUCCCAGCAGGGCAAGGAGUGCUGGGCAGUGUGCUGACCUUUGCAUUUCACGAGCCUCAGAUCAUUAUUGUUUUUCAGGGGCAAGUCACAGGAGGGUCUGGCUUCUCACUUGAACACUUGUCUGCACUGCACAACCAGACACAACCUGGGGAGUUGCCUGGGCCUGAGUUGUGACAGUCUGGGGGUGUGGGGAGUUGGAACAAUGUCUGCCUCUAAUGCAACUGUGCUCUCCAAAACACUAACAGAACCUGCAAUAAAAAGCAUAGGAUUUUU
Colius striatus (speckled mousebird) is the source of this 5678-nucleotide messenger RNA. RefSeq names its product phosphoribosyl pyrophosphate synthetase associated protein 1 (gene PRPSAP1). The transcript is spliced from 12 exons. Gene Ontology annotation, cellular component: cytoplasm; ribose phosphate diphosphokinase complex. Gene Ontology annotation, molecular function: magnesium ion binding; ribose phosphate diphosphokinase activity. Gene Ontology annotation, biological process: 5-phosphoribose 1-diphosphate biosynthetic process; purine nucleotide biosynthetic process. The record is from RefSeq and is a predicted model, not a curated record. NCBI's taxonomy places the organism in Eukaryota, Metazoa, Chordata, Aves, Coliiformes, Coliidae. Bases 3513 to 4772 code for a protein of 419 amino acids.